AUGAAGUGUAAACAUUGUGGGAGCUCUAAUUUAGAAGAAGACCGUGCCCGUGCUGACCUAAUAUGUUUAGAUUGUGGGAUGGUUAUGGGCGAAAAUGUCAUUUCUUCAGAGGUAGAGUUCGUUGAAACAAAUACUGGUCAAUGUACUGCUGUUGGUCGUUUUGUCUCAGAUGGGAGCCAAGCUCUUAACUUCAAAGAGUCACGUCAAUUAACCGAAAAUAAAGCUCGUCGAAGGAUUGAUACCAUUUGUGGCCAGUUGCGUCUUGGCAAUGAUAUAACAGUCUCUGCCUUUCGUUAUUAUCAAAGUGCACUUUUUCGUGGACUUACAAGGGGUCGCAAUGCUUUUACAGUAGCUGCGGGCUGUAUAUAUUUAGCAGCCCGCCAGUUGCGCGUCAAUUUGAUGUUAUUAGACCUCAGUGAUGCAGUUGGAAUCAAUGUUUAUGUUCUUGGUCGUGUCUACGCUGAUCUAAAAAAGCGACUUAAUUUAGCCAUACCAGAAAUGGAUCCUUGUAUCUAUAUUGAUCGCUUCGCAAGUCAGUUGGAGUUCGGUGACAAAGUGUCCACAGUCGCUACAACCGCCAUGCGUCUGUUACAAAGGAUGAAGAAAGACUGGAUCGCUACUGGUCGUAGGCCUAGUGGAUUGGCUGCUGCUGCACUACUUGUUGCUGCUCGAAUUCAUGAAUUCAAUAGGACAGAGGAGGACGUAGCUCGAAUUGCUCGGAUUAGUCAGAGUACUGCACGCAAACGUUUAGAAGAAUUCAGUCGUACUCCAUCAUCCGCUCUUAGUAUUGAAGCAUUUUUCUCAGUUGAUUAUGAUGAGGAGCAAGAUCCUCCAGCAUUUGUUGCUUCAAUGAAGCAGGAGGAUGAAAAGUUGAAAAGUAUGUCAGAGGGUGCAAUGGCUCGUAUAACUAUGGAGAUAACUGAAUUAGAACGUCGUAUAGAUACUGAACUACAAAAGCUGUCUGGGAAAUACACAGCUCGUACAAUUUCUACACAACUUUCUAAAAUAGAUGUUGGAUGUUCCAAAGGCAUACAGCAUUUAUUAGCUGAAAACUCAGAUAGUUUGAAAACAUCGGGCCUCCUAAGUGAACUAAAAGACGUAUCGAGUGAAACUGCUGAAUGUAGUGGUAACGAUGAUGCUAUAACUAACAAAAGUAAUACCUCUAGUCAAAAUGAAAGUGGUGAAGUUCGCGGGAUACUACGUGAUGUAUUGGAUGGCUUAGUUGAGCCAGAGUUAUUGGACAGCUGCGUUGAGGAUUUGCACAUUCUAACUCAACAUUCUGGUACCAAAAUGUGUCAACUGUUGUCUGAAGCAGAAGAGACAAGAAAUCAGGCUGAUAUUGGUUCAGAUCAGAAAUUACCAGAACAAGAUGUGGACUCCAAGCCGUCUGAUGCUGAAGAUACUAGACCCAGUGAACCUCCUUUAAAAGAUAAAAAUUGCCUGAAGUUACCUGUUUUUAUCCCAUCAAGUGUUGUUCCAAAGCAAGAAACUAAAACUGAAGAUGAUACACUGUAUACCGAAGACAUUGAUGAUGAAGAAAUAGACCGAGAGUAUUUACUUCAGCCCAGAGAAAUCAUGCUGAAAGCAGCUAUAUGGUUCAAAGCCAAUGCAGAACACUUGGAACAAGCACGAAAACGUAAAUUAGCCAAAAGACAAAAAGAACAGCAACAACAACAGGAAGAUAUUAAAGGUCCUAAAAAGCGUAAAACGGCUAGUCGACGUAAUAAUUAUUCUUCAUCAACAAGAUCAAAUCGUAAUGCAAUUUCAAAAGAAGAAGAUAGUAAACCAAUAUCUCGUAAAAUUAACUAUGAAGCACUUGAAGCAGUUGUUGGUCUAUCUGCUGCACCAGCUUCAUCCUCCCAAUCAGACCAGCAUAUUGUACCGGCAACUGAUGUAGAUAAUAGUGAACCAAGACCUGGUCCAUUGCUUGCAUCCACUUUAUGUGAUAAUGAAAAUCCUAAAGAAUUAUUUAAAUCACCUAAGCAAAUUUUAGACGCUAAGAAUCAUAAAUCACGUUCAACAGUAUCUGUAUGUAACGGUGAACAGUUAAAUAAAGCCUAUGGUGACAAAGAAACAACAUUGCUGUUGAUAAUGAUAAUAAUGAGGAGGAGGAAGAAGAAGAAGAAGCAGUUGAAGACGACGAAGAAAAUAAUGUUGGCAAUAAUGAUCCGUAUAAUCAAUAUUUGCCUAACUACAGUCAUGGAAUCGAUGAUGAACGAUGAUGAAGACUGGUCGACUGGUGCUGAAUUAUGGUGA
Trichobilharzia szidati is the source of this 2256-nucleotide messenger RNA. Lineage: Eukaryota; Metazoa; Platyhelminthes; Trematoda; Strigeidida; Schistosomatidae. The record is from the annotation of a GenBank genome assembly.